AUGAGAACAUUCCAAUCACGACCAGAGAGGGACCUCCCCUACUCGGAUGAGUUCUCCUCUGCCGAGGAAUACAUCGAGAGCCUCCUCGACUUCACCACCAACUCAGAGACCUUUCGCUUCCUCUGCGGUGGUGUUCACAUAUUGGACUUUUUCACAACCGAACCCGGCGUCUUCGUUGCAGCUGUGCCCAAGGAAUGGCAAGCUUUUCUUCUGGAGAAGGAGCCAAUGGUUCUUCUCGAUUUUCUCAUGCGGGACGACCUGUCAUCUCUCUCACCCAACCGUGGCCCCGGCUCACCUCCCGAGUCGCUUGUUCGGUAUGUCAAGGACAUCAGAAAACAUUCGUUGAGACGGUCAUUUCAGCCUAGCAAGCCCAAGCUCCCCAUACUGCCCCGAUCAGUCGCCCUUGGUAUGAAAACAAAAAAGGUUCACGAAGUGACACAUUUUGCCGGGUACAUCGACAGGCUGGCCGAGGACAUUGCUGAGACCCGGGGCAAGGACUUGACUCACUUUGUCGACUUUGGCUCUGGUCAGAACUACUUGGGUCGUACUCUUGCAAGUCCACCUUACAACAAGCACAUUGUAGCAGUGGAGAGCAAAGAAGCCAACAUGGCUGGCGCCAAGGACCUCGAUAUCCUGUCAGGCUUGGCCGAGAAGGAGAAGCGAGUUCGGAACAAGAAGCUCUACCACCGGAUUCUAGAGGCCACGGAUCCGUCUCAGCAUAACGAUGAGGAGGCCUUGAAGCGGGUCGCAAGAGAACUCGGUGUGACAGACGAGGAGCUUGCCACGAUCGAUCUCAGAUCACGCAAGGAGAUGCAGGCCACGUAUACCGUCGAGGAGGGGAAGGGAACCAUCGAGUAUGUCGUCGGGCGCCUUGAGCACGCCGACCUGACUGGUGUUCUUUCGCAGCUGAGGGGUUGCGAGGAGGAGGUUGACCAAGACAAGCUCGCUAUGAUGGCGGUAUCCAUCCACUCUUGCGGGAACCUCUCGCAUUAUGGUAUUCGUUCCAUGGUGCUGAACCCAUGCAUCCACGCCGUAGCCAUUGUGGGCUGCUGUUACAACCUGAUGACGGAGAAGUUGGGUCCCCCUACUUUCAAGCCCCCGUUCGGUCGACCAAGUCUGCAGCCCAUCAAUGCUCGAGUUGCACGAGAAGCAGAGAAGCGAGACCCCCAGGGCUUCCCCAUGAGCGAGAGGGUGUCCACUUACAAUGAUGACGGGGUCCGACUGAAUAUCACCGCCCGCAUGAUGGCGUGUCAAGCGCCUCAGAACUGGACUGAGCAGGAAAGCAGCGGCUUCUUUACCCGCCAUUUCUACCGUGCGGUCCUCCAAAAGAUGUUUCUGGACAGGGGCGUCAUCUCGCGGAUCUAUCAUGGUGAAGAAACUGACCAGAGUGUCUUUAACACAAGCACCAACCCGGUGGUAAUCGGGUCCUUGAGGAAGCAGUGCUAUACCUCAUUCGCUGCCUAUGUCCGUGGAGCAAUUGCGAAGCUGACCACCAACUCCGAGUUCAGCCAAUACAACGAGGUCAUUACAGAGAAGAUGGGGAACAUCACGGACGAGGAAAUUGUUCGAUAUGAGGACGAGUUCCGAGAUCGGAAGAGAGAGCUCAGCGCCGUAUGGAGCUUGAUGGCCUUCAGCGCAUGCGUCGUAGAAUCCCUGAUUGUCACUGACCGCUAUCUCUUCUUGCGCGAGCACUCCGAUAUCGUCCAAGACUGCUGGGUCGAGACGGUUUUCAAUUACCGCGAGAGCCCCCGCAACCUGGUGGUGGUUGGCAUCAAGAGGUAA
Podospora bellae-mahoneyi is the source of this 1782-nucleotide messenger RNA. RefSeq lists its product as uncharacterized. The coding region runs from base 1 to 1782 and encodes 593 amino acids. The transcript has a single exon. Lineage: Eukaryota; Fungi; Ascomycota; Sordariomycetes; Sordariales; Podosporaceae. The record is from RefSeq and is a predicted model, not a curated record.